CCCCAACUGUCAGUGAAACCGACGGCCUGAACGACGCGGCCACGAACGGCACGUCGGUGAUUUUGGCACGACGAACAUUUCCUGCCAUCCCACCGCCUUCCCCAGCAUUUCAUAUUCGCAGAGUUCAAUAUGGCGAGCCCUGUUCCUCCGUCUGCAGUUGAUGCUCCAAAGAAGGUUACCUUGACCGGAUAUGUUGGUUUUGACACGAUUACACAACAAAUCGAACGCAAGCUGCUUAAGCGGGGCUUUGCCUUCAAUGUGAUGGUUGUUGGACGUAGUGGGAUGGGAAAGAGUACCCUCGUGAACACCCUUUUCGCGGCUCAUCUCAAGGAUUCGAACGCACCCAAACGUGCUGAUACAUUCCGUCAGACUGUCGACAUCCAGAGCAUAUCGCAUGUCAUCGAAGAAAAUGGCGUGAAGCUGAAGCUAACCAUUACAGACACACCUGGCUACGGUGAUCAAGUGAACAACGACAACUGCUGGGAUCCCAUCAUCAAGUAUAUUAAAGAGCAGUAUUCAGCCUACCUGCGCAAAGAACUCACGCCGGCACGUGAGAAGCGUAUUCCGGACACCCGCAUUCACGCUGUCUUGUUUUUCAUUGCCCCCACUGGCCAUGCCCUUACUCCACUUGACAUCACAGUUAUGAAAAAGAUCUCCGAAGUGGCGAAUGUCAUCCCUGUAAUUGCCAAAGCUGAUUCAUUGACGAUGGAAGAGCGUACUGCUUUCAAGCGAAGGAUAAAGGAAGAGAUUGAGUUUCACGGCAUCAGGUGCUAUCCCUACAUAGACAUUGAGGAGGAUGUGAUCCUGAGUGACACGGAUCGUGUGGAGCGGCAAACUGUACAGAUGAUUAGAGAUAUGAUUCCAUUCGCUAUCGUGGGAUCUGAGAGGAAUGUGGUCAUUGAUGGCAAGGCUGUGCGUGGGCGGAGGACACGUUGGGGAAUCAUCGACGUGGAAAAUGAAAGUCACUGCGAAUUCGUCCAUCUCCGCAACUUCCUCACUCGUAGCCACCUCCAAGACAUGAUCGAAACGACCGCCUCUGUGCAUUACGAAGCGUUCCGAACCAAACAAUUGGUCGCGUUGAAGGAAAGCACGUCGCAGAUGGGAAGCUAUAGAUCUGGGCCGGACACCAGUUCCAUGACCGCAAGUCAGGUAUCUGCGGCAUAGAUCUGAGCCGCAUUUCCUUUGGGGAUGAUGAUAUUGGGAAUUGUAGUGUGUGUGUGUGUGCGUGUGUGGAGGAAUGUGUAGCUGGCCUUCAUAGAAUCGUUGAGGAUGUAUCCUUCCUAAUCUAAAAAUCUCAUAUGUAUAGAUUGGUACAACGUAUCGCUCUUGGAAGCAAAACUGACAACCACAGGGUGUAAUGGAACAACCAGGAAAUCUGGCCUACUCUAUGGUAGAUUGUAAUUUCAGCAUGUGUAGAUACAGGCUUGCUAAACAACGAAAGAGUGGAAGUUUAUACUAUCACUAUCAAAAC
This is a messenger RNA of Spizellomyces punctatus DAOM BR117, 1471 nucleotides long. RefSeq lists its product as uncharacterized. Gene Ontology annotation, cellular component: septin ring; microtubule cytoskeleton; septin complex. Gene Ontology annotation, biological process: cytoskeleton-dependent cytokinesis. Lineage: Eukaryota; Fungi; Chytridiomycota; Chytridiomycetes; Spizellomycetales; Spizellomycetaceae. The transcript has 8 exons. The record is from RefSeq and is a predicted model, not a curated record. Gene Ontology annotation, molecular function: GTP binding; molecular adaptor activity; GTPase activity. The coding region runs from base 130 to 1164 and encodes 344 amino acids.